Messenger RNA from Rotaria sordida, 3115 nucleotides. The record is from the annotation of a GenBank genome assembly. NCBI's taxonomy places the organism in Eukaryota, Metazoa, Rotifera, Eurotatoria, Philodinida, Philodinidae.
AUGCCCUUAUUAAAUUCUUUUGUCGACUCUAUUGUUUGUGUUGGCUUUACUUCGGAGCGUGGUCUUAAACUUGAUCCAGAAUCUAAAGACAAUGGAUCUCUUUUUAAAUCUUCUUUACAAUCAUCCGUAUUGGCUAUUGUUACGGCUGAUCGUGCUAUAUAUCCACAAGCACGUGGUAGUGAAUUUAUUGAUUCAUGUUAUCCACCAAUAUGUUAUACAAGAUCACAUUCAUUUACAGCAUCAUCUAUUAGUUCAGGUCGUUCAACGCCUCUUUCUUCUUUAGCUAAUGGUGUAAGAACUCAAAAACAACAUAUUAUACCAGCUGUAUAUAAUAAUUUACCACUAUUCUGUUUUUCUGAUGGUGUCCGAAUAACAUACGAACGAGAAGAUGAAAGCAUUCAUCAUAUUGUAUUUACACAAGAAGAAGGCAAACGAAUUUAUGCUCUGGCACUUACAUUUCAACAAUCAUUUUGUCUUAAAACAGAUAAACCUGAUGAUGAGGGUACAUAUCAAAUUGAAGAUGUUAAAUUAUCAACAUCAAAUACAAGACAUUCAAGUUUAUCAAAAAUUCCAGUACCUAUUGAGAGACAAAAACAAGCUUCAUCACCAACAACAGUUAAAACACGUUCAAAACAAAUUCCUUCAUCAUUUAAUUAUUCUAAUCCAAAUUCUACUAGUCAACCACGAUCAUCAUCUAAUUCUAAUAAUUCGACAAAACAACCUCGUUAUGUAUCACACACUAUUAGUAGUUAUAUGAAAAAUUUAUCAUCCACAGUUGCACCUCCACCGACUCGUAUGAUACGUACAAAUAGUCAAAAUAGUUUAUCAUCCUUAAAUGAAACUUCAAGUAGUCUUAGUAGUACUACUACUGAAGUACGAAGACGUUCUACUUCGAAUACAUCUCGAACAUUAUCAACGAAUAUAACAUCACCUGAUACAACAAAACCAUUCUAUUUACCACAUUGUAUUGUUCUUGUUUCUAAUCAACCAUAUUGGACUGCUAUGCAAGAAACAAUUUCAAUUAUUCAUGAUGAAAUAAUUCGUUCAAAAAUUGAACCAAGUGCAAAUACAUAUAAACAAUUAAUACAAAAAUAUGCUUUUCUUGCUUGUAAUACACCAAUACCACCAAUACCAUGGGAACGUUUUUCAUUAUCAUUUAAUUUAACAUAUGAUCAAUCUGUAUUAACAUUUGAUUCACCAAUAGAUACAAAUCAUCCAGUACUCGAUUUAGAUUUAUCAAUUCUUCUUUUAACACUUAAUAUUGGCAAAUUACUUGAUGUAUUAGCAGCAAUAUUUACACAACAACCAAUUAUUUUUUUUAGUUCAAAUUAUUCAAUAUUAGUUACAACACUUGAAUGUCUUCUCUAUUUAAUUUAUCCAUUAAAAUGGGCUCAUGUUUAUGUACCAUUUGUACCUGAUGGUUUAUGUGAUUUGUAUCUUGAAGAUCCACCUGGUUCAUAUAUCAUGGGUGCACAUUCACGACAUCAAACAAUUGUUGAAGAUCUUGAUAUAAGUUUUACAUGUAAUUUAGAUAAUGAUAGAAAUAUUUAUGUACCAAAAAAAAUGGAAUUUUAUCAUUUACCACCAAGUAAACUUCAACGUUUUGUUGGUCGAAUAACAGAAUUUGUUGAAAAUAUUAAAGUUUCACGUUCAUUACAAAAUGUUCAUACACCAAUUCGUUUACGUAUUGAUCAACAACGUGAAUAUGAACGUCAACAACGUACUGAAACAAAUCAUAAAAUAAUAAAAAUCUUUCUUGAUUUAAUGGUUGAUUUAUAUGGUGAUACAUUAAAACCAAUUUAUUGGAAAGUAAAUUCUCAACAAUUAAGUCCAACAAAUACAUUAACAAGAACAUCAAGUAUUGGUAGCAAAAAUUCUAAUCAAAAUCAAACUAAAACAACAUUUAGUAAAGAAAAAUAUUUACUUUCGAAAACUAAAGGUUUUGAAUUAGAAUUUUAUCGAGCAUUUAUUGAAAGUACAGCAUUUCAACAUCUUAUAGAAGAAGAAAUGACAUCAACAUCACCAACUGUAUUUAAACAAAUAUGUGAAUUACAUUCAUUAUCAAAUGAAAAACAACUUUAUCAUGUUAAUAAUAUAUCAUCAGAAGAAAAUGAACAUAAUCAAAUUGAAUCAACAACUACAUUAUAUGAUUUAUAUUCUUCUCAAAUGUUAUUACCAUUACCAUAUUGGCCUUUAAAUACAUCAACACAUUAUUUAGAUAGUUGUAUCGAAUUAUUUACUAGUGAAUUAGAAAAUGCACAAAAAGAACGUUCACCAGUUGUCAUAACCGUUUAUGCUUAUCUACGUGGUUGUGCAUUGUUAGCUCGUGGUCAAUAUCUUGAUGGUCUUCGUGAUCUUUAUUUAAUUGAAAAUCCAAAUCUAUUUCCAUAUGAUUAUAUUGACCGAAUCAUUCUACCUCGUCUUUCUGAGGAAUGUUUACUUGAAUUAUUUCUUAACGAACCAUAUUAUACAAAAUCUCCUGAAUGGAAAAAAGUUAAUAUACAUUCAAUAUCUCAGAAUAUGACAAUAAUUGAUCUUGAAAAAAGUGGAAAUUCAUUAGAUGAUGCAACUCCUGUUCAAUCAGCAACUGAAGUUGAUCUUAAUAAUGAAUGGGAUCAUUCAGAAAAUGCUCUUACAUUAGAACAAUUUAGUGAACUUGUACAUCGUUUAAGUAUUGUACUUGAUAAAGAGACAACAGAAAAAUUAUUCAAUGCUUUGUUAUAUUGGACAGAUAAUUCAAUAGCAAAAACAUUAAAAAAAGAUAAAACAUUGACAAAUAAAUCUUCUGAAACAAUGAAACCAUUAGCUAGAAGUUGGUCAAUAACAACAAAUACUUUAAAAGAUACAUUCAGUAUGCUUAAUGAUUAUCGACGUGGAAAUCAAAAUGCAACACUUUCAUCUAAGUCAUCAAUAGAAUCUAAUCCAGGUUUACCUGCAACAUUAUUUGAAUCAUUUCUCGAUAUUUGGCAACAAACAAAUGCUGAAAAAGUUCGAAUGAAUCGUUAUUUACCCGGAGAUCGACAAAACAAAGAAUCAAUUUUAAAAGUAAAAUUUUUGAAAAUCUUUAUAUUACAUAUAAACCAACAAAAAAUCUCAUUUUUAGAUUUCAUCGUCG